GGCUUUCAAAAGAUUCCUGCAAAGGAAAUUGCAACAUGUGCUCUAGUCUCCACAGAAGAGGAAGUUAAAUCUGGGGAGGACACGUCUGAGCUUAGCUUUUAGAUUAAAGGAAAAAAAACAAACAUGUUUUUUACAGGACAUUCAUGUGACCUGAAGUGGCUAAUGCCUUUACAGAAGGACUAGGACCACAUCAGACCGUUCUACAAACAGAUGGGCAAAGGUCGCAUGGAUGAGCAAAUCUAUAGACCAACAAGUCAACUACCACUUCACUGAAAGCAAACACAACCAUGGGCUGGAGAUCAUCACCAGAGGGCCUUCUGAUUCUGCUCAGGCUAUGUGGGAUAUGUACAGUUGUUGUACUGGAGAACUGUACUGACUACAAAACCCAGUUUGAGAGGGUUUUCUCUGUUCCGGGAGAUAUGGCUAUGCUCAAUAGCACCAUAGUGGCUCCAGAUGUGUUCGACUUUAGAACCAUCCCAUACAGCAUCACGUGGUACGUCACAAAAACUGGUCAAGAAAUGAGCAACCAAACCGGUCGAAUCCUGAUACGUGGAGAGACUCUGUGGUUUCUUAAUGUAACCCUGGAUGAUGAUGGCGAAUAUGAGACAAUACUGAGAACUCCUUUUUGGUGCUACAAACAAGCCACUAAGCUUGUAGUCAAUCUGACCGUCACAGGUGAAUGUGGAAGACCACUUAGAAGUAAUCAACCACUCACGAGCGGAGUCAGCGACAGGUUGGCGUGCCCUCUGCCGGAUUAUAUCACAAAACUAAGAAGUUACAACAUCACUACCUCCCUCGUUUGGUACAGGGGUUGUGACCCUAUCGAGGAUGGGCAAGCCUAUACCUACAGUGACCUCGAACUGAUGAUAAGUAGGGUGAAGGAUCAAGAUGACACCUUCUUCACCUGUACUCUGAAGUUCACCCUUGGAGGCAUCACGGGUUCUGUGUCGGAGACGAUUCAAGCUGAGUUCAUAAAGGAGUACUCUUUGGUCCCACAAAUGCAUGAACCAGCAAAUGAAGUAAUCAAGGCACAACUCGGUUCCAGUUUCAGCAAGCGGUGCCUUGUUUUUGUGCCAGGAACUGAAAAUGGCUUUGUCGAUAUCUUCUGGUUUAAUGGAACCACAUUAGUUAGCCCCUCUGAGCGGGUCUUUGUAUCUGAACAACGUAUGUGGAGGCAGGAAGUUCCCAGCAGUGGCACAUGGUUAGAGCGGCAACUGACAUUUACUGAACUGAAGGAGAAGGAUUUUCACACCAACUACACUUGUCAAGCAUACAGUUUCAGAGGCCAUCCCAAGGGCAACUUCAUUCUGCUACCAGCAGAACCAGACAUCACUAUUCCCAUUGGAUCUGUGCUUGGAUGUGUGAUGAUCCUCUUUAUCAUCAGCACAAUUCUUUAUUACACUUUUAAGGUUGACAUUGUGCUGCAGUUCAGGACAGCGUUUCCCCAUUUCUACGUAAACAAAGAUUUGGAUGGGAAGCUGUACGACGCUUAUGUGGCAUACCCAGAACACUGUGCAGUUGGAUUCAGCCAAGAAGUGGAGAAAUUUGCCCUUCACACACUACCUCAAGUCUUAGAAAAUGCAUGUGGCUACAAACUUUUCAUAGCAGGCCGUGACUGUCUCCCUGGACAGGCCAUCAUAGACUCAGUGGAAGAGAACAUACAAGCCAGUCGCCGCCUCCUUCUGCUCUACACGGCCUCCACAUUCACGAGCAAAAGGCACACAAGCAGCACCAGCAGCAAUAACAACAACAUCAUUUCUAAUAAUAACUUAAACAGCGACCGUAAGACCAAUGACGACAGCCACAGCACAAGUUACAAAGAAAACGAUGACAUUUAUCCUGAUUCAAGACAACAAAUAGAGUGUGUGGCAGGAAUGCACAGAGCCUUGCUGGAAGGAUCCCUUAAGGUGAUUCUGGUUGAGAUGGAACAGAUCAGCCCAGCCCAGCUGGCUCUCUUCCCAGAGUCAGUGCGUCACCUGAGAAAGAAGCAAGGCGCCGUGUGUUGGUGGAAGAACACAAAGAAGCAGCAAAGGUGGAGGACAUGUUCAAAGAGCAGGGAGGACGAGGACAAAUGUGGACAGGACACACAGUGGUCACCAUCAACUUCCCCUUCUUCCAGGUUUUGGAAGGAGAUGAGGUAUCAUAUGCCAGUAAGAGGCAAGAGGGUGAUGUACCCUGAGAAAACUGCCCUGCUGAACGUAUAAUAGGAUCGAGACAACUAGGAUACUGUGUCAGGUGUACACGCCGAGUGACGGCUACAGCACAGGUUCAGGCUUAUAACCUCACCUCUAUGCGUGUUUUCCUUCUGCUUGCACCUGUACAGGUAGCAUGUUUUACAUGUUUAAUACUGUACCAUGUCUAUGUUGUGCUAAAGGCAGAAUAAUUAGCCAAAUAAAAAAUUAGAAGGUGGUUUAGGACAUGGAAAAAGAUCUGAUGUAACCCAAUUAUUUUGUAAGUGUAAAAGAAGGUACAGUAUAAAUGUAUGAUAAGUGUAAAUAUGUAAAUGUCAAUGUACAGUAAAGGGAAACUGUAAUCUUCUACUAUUAUCUAUUUACAUACUGUAGUAUGUACUGCACAAAGCUGGGAGCACACACUUCAAAAUGUUAUGUACAGUAAAUGUCAAAUUUCAUAAAAUGAUGACUUUAUGCAUAGAAAAUAUGUAAAGAAAAGAAAGUGGUUGUUUGAAACAUAUUGAUGUGGAUAAAAGUAGCUCAAGGAA
Molecule: messenger RNA, 2719 nt
Organism: Betta splendens (Siamese fighting fish)
Lineage: Eukaryota; Metazoa; Chordata; Actinopteri; Anabantiformes; Osphronemidae
Product: interleukin-1 receptor-like 2
Exons: 13
Coding region: 288-2204 (638 amino acids)
Biological process (GO): signal transduction
Molecular function (GO): interleukin-1 receptor activity
Source: RefSeq, a predicted model, not a curated record